AUGGCUUCUUUAUGGUACUGCUGUGGCUGCAACUUCGGCCCUCACAACUCCUCUCUCUACGACUCCUGCAUUCAGUGUGGAGUUCGCCGCUGUGCUCGCUGCACUGAAGAGAAGAUCUCAGACAGCAUCAACAUGGACUUGAACAUGUCCUCCCACUCGCACUCCCACUCCCACUCGCACAGCUGCGACAUCACAUCACCAUACCCAGCCGCCGUACACAUGGACUCUCCUCACACAGGAACCAUCAACACCAGGGCUAUUCUCCCUCAAGUACCAGAACUACCUGGUGUCCGGCCGUUACUCCGCGCAGAGGACAGAGACAUGUCGUCGUCUUCACUAGCGGGUGCACGAGUCCACGGUGCAACGUACAUGUACAUCUGUUGCAACUGCGGUGAUGGACCUAAGAUCUACAACGUUCAGCCCAAAUGCAUUGAAUGCGACCACGUUGCUUGCUCGAGCUGCACCAAUGUCAAGUGA
This is a messenger RNA of Penicillium antarcticum, 477 nucleotides long. RefSeq lists its product as uncharacterized. NCBI's taxonomy places the organism in Eukaryota, Fungi, Ascomycota, Eurotiomycetes, Eurotiales, Aspergillaceae. The transcript has a single exon. The record is from RefSeq and is a predicted model, not a curated record. The coding region runs from base 1 to 477 and encodes 158 amino acids.